AUGCAAUUUGCCUGCUGUGCCCCGUCCACAUGGCCCGGCCCAAUAACCUCUUUCACCUGGUCUUGGUUGAUGGCCGACCCUUCUACGCCAUCCGGGGUUCUCUUAUCAGAUGAUGGAGGACCACAGCGCCGCCAUGGACACAAGCCCCCUCGCCAUACGCCAUGGUUAGCCUUCAUUCUAAUCUUCUGCAUCCUCAGUAGUAUGAUUGUUUCUAUAGCUAUCGUCACCGCUUCCAAUAAUGAUCCUGUCAAGCAUUGGAAAUUUCAACCGGCUGUGUUACUCUCAGUCAUGACUUCCAUCUUCAUCGUUUCCCUAGAAGGUCUGGUCGCCAUUGGCCUGGCAAUAAGCUGGUGGCGUAGCAUUGCAAACGGCACGACAUUGAAACGACUUCACUUCAUCUGGAACGGAUCGAACAUUCUUAACAUGAUCCCGGCUUUCAUGGCUGGUGUAGAUACACGGAAAGUUGCAUUUGCAGCACUUGCUAUUGCCUCCAACAAUUCCAACGGCUGGUUCGGAACGCACUCGGUGGACACUGCUCCUGGCUUACAAACCAUGCAAAACUGGUACUUGAAUACUACCUUCUUCACCUCGGCCGCGCCCGGAUUCUACUGCAAAGGCAACGGCAUGUGUGAAGCCAGAGUGAUCGGAGCAGGAUUUAACUAUGGCUGUGACACCUCGUCAAAGAAGCUCAAUCUUACGGACGAUAACAGUUAUGGAGCCGAGCUCUUCAAUAUCACUACGUACAUGUCUUACGAAUUCAACCAGAGCAUGCUCUUCCUCUCUACCAAGUACCUAAACUCUGUCAAUGGAGAGUGUAUAGGAGAGAUAGUCACCGAAACUUGCAACGUCAUCGCCGCCACUGUCGCAUAUCCUCUUAUCAUCAAGAACACAACCAUCAGCAUAGAUUUCAGACAGCUUUUAUCCAACCGGACCGUCGUGUCCAACUAUACUUCCCCUGGUGACGCCGCCGGUUUUGAACUUACAGACGAUAAAGGACCUCUGAGUGGCCUGGAUAGCUUGAUGGGGGGCUACAUGUCUACCGGCGCCUGGCUCGAGCGUUCGAAUGUCUAUCAUCCCACUUCGCCGCUAUCAAGUCUUUUCUACGACGCGAACGUAUCAUAUCCGCCUAGCGCUGAAUAUUGCGGCAUUAGCUUCAAGAGCCCAACCGACUACGUGCUCACCUCUUUUUUCGAAUUCAUGUUGCGGUCCGCUCUCGACGUAGCUCGGAAUGCUUCAGACUAUCACCAAGACCUCAAGCCCUACACUACAAAUUUCACCUCGCACUUCACCGGAACAGAACUACAUUACCAUUCCGACUUCCGAUAUCUUGCUGGCGCUAUCGUCAUCAUUUUCAUCGGUCUGCUCGCCGUGGUGUUCCUCCUCUGGGGCUGGUGGGAGCUCGGUCGCUCGGUCAGUUUAAGUCCACUCGAAACCGCGAAAGCAUUCGGGGCACCCAUAACAUCAGGAGCUGGGCAUGAAAAAGAGGCAGAUAGGAUCAUAAAAGAGGUCGGACAUGAAAAAGUUGCAUAUGAUGGGGAGGAGCUUGUUUGGAAUGACACAGUGUAUGCAUCUGGGCGGUGGGAAAUGGGGCAAGUGCCGACUGUUAAGGGAGAAAAGGAAAUAACGGAGGAUCCAUGGGAGCCGAUAUCCCUAAAAACCCGACGGUCAAUACUACGGAGGGGGCUUUUGAGAAUGUUCUUCUGACCCAGGUACCAGAAAGCGGCCCCAAUUUUGAUGAUAGGAGGGGAAGUGGUGGGAGGCCUAUACGGCCUUUGAGUGUGAUCGGUGAGACUACACCAAAGUCGUAAUGGCGUCUCGUUCUUGGGCGCGCUUUCAAAUGGAAUCAACCUGUCUCUUUUGUUAUAUUCCUUCUUAGAUUCUAUAUAG
Molecule: messenger RNA, 1887 nt
Organism: Mytilinidion resinicola
Lineage: Eukaryota; Fungi; Ascomycota; Dothideomycetes; Mytilinidiales; Mytilinidiaceae
Exons: 3
Coding region: 1-1704 (567 amino acids)
Source: RefSeq, a predicted model, not a curated record